Beta vulgaris subsp. vulgaris (sugar beet) is the source of this 2616-nucleotide messenger RNA. RefSeq names its product exocyst complex component EXO84A. The record is from RefSeq and is a predicted model, not a curated record. NCBI's taxonomy places the organism in Eukaryota, Viridiplantae, Streptophyta, Magnoliopsida, Caryophyllales, Amaranthaceae. The coding region runs from base 294 to 2519 and encodes 741 amino acids. Gene Ontology annotation, cellular component: exocyst. The transcript has 8 exons. Gene Ontology annotation, biological process: Golgi to plasma membrane transport; intracellular protein localization; exocytosis.
UUAUAUAGAAGUUUUAGAGAAAGUUAGUUAACAAAAGAAGCCAAGAAUAGUAAAACAUUUUUGUGUUCUUUUGUCCAAAAAAAACACAAAUGAGUUUGUUGUUCUAUUUUUCCUCUCACAACAUAUCACAUCACGGAUCAUCACACUCUCUUCCCCUCUAUUUCUUUAUGCUAUUGAAUCCAAAAAUUCUCCUCUUCAGCAAUUAAAAACAUGGAAACAUGUAAUUCUUUUCUGAAGAUUUAUUAGGAAAUUCUUUUAAAGUUACAUAAGAAAAAGAUAUAGAAAAAAGUAAGAUGGAUCAUAUGGUAAGCUUAGGAGAUUCCAAUGAAUUUGAAAAGGAAUCGAAACUCCCUCUUAGUGACCGUCUUAAGGUUUUCAAAAGCACCCAAUUUGAUGCUGAUUCCUUCAUCAACUCUAAAUGUCAUAACAUGGCUGAAACGGAAUUAAAGCACAUGACAAAUUAUCUUAAGGAUCUUCAUAAGGCAGCAGCUGAGGAGAUGCGUAAAAGUGUAUAUGCUAAUUAUUCUGCUUUCAUUCGGACUGCAAAGGAAAUAUCAGCACUUGAAGGCCAACUUUUAUCACUUCGAAACCUCUUAUCAGCUCAAGCAGCAGUUGUUCAUGGCUUAGCCGAUGGAGUCCAUGUUAACUCGUUAUCACCGGGUCUACAAGGCCCAGCUGAUGAAGACAUAACAAAGAAGAAAAACAGUGAGCUCACCAAGAUUGAGACAUGGUUGAAUGAGUUUCUUGAGACUCUUGAAGUGCUCUUAGCUGAGAGAAGGGUAGAGGAAGCCUUAACAGCCUUAGAUGAAGCCGAGGGAGUGGUGGAAGAUGCUAAUGACAGAGGAUCCUUGAACCCACCAAUGCUAAUAUCGCUUCAAAAUGCCAUCACAGCUAGCCGGCUGAAGUUAGCUGAUCAAUUAGUGGACACAGCUAGCCAGUCUUCGACUAAAGGAGCUGAGAGAAGAGCGGUUGUGUUGGCACUUAAAAGACUAGGGGAUGGCCCAAGAGCUCAUACAUUACUUUUGAAUGCGCAUCGCCAGAAACUGUACCAGAUUAUGCAGACUUUGAAGCCUGCUGCAGCAACUUCCAGUGCCAGUUCAGGGGCAGGAUACUGCACUAGUCUAUCGCAGCUCGUAUUCUCCACCAUUGCACAAGCAUCAGGUGAUUCUCUGGCUGUUUUCGGGGAGGAUACUUCAUACACAUCAGAGUUAGUCACAUGGGCAGUUAAGCUAACAGAGAAAUUUAGUGUUUUUGUAAGGAGGCAAUCACUUUCUCAGUCAGCUGCUUCAGGGAAUCUGAGAGCAGCUACUGAGUGUGUGCAAAUCUGCUUGGGACAUUGCUCAUUGCUUGAGUCUCGAGGACUUGCUCUUUCUCCUGUUCUGCUGAAAGAUUUUAAGCCACUUGUUGAACAGGCGCUUAUUGCUAAUUUAAGAAGGAUUGAGCAAAACUGUGCUGCUCUUGCUUCUUCUGAUGAUUGGUCUCUGACAUUUUCACCUGGUUCUGUGAAUCAACCUAAGCUCAGUAGGAGUGCCCACAGAUUUAAUUCUAUGGUCCAGGAUCUCUUUGAAGAUGUACAACCCCUAGAGACUCUACAACUAGGGACUCCAUUACUCGAAGGUUUAGUAGAAGCGUUUAACUCCUAUAUAAACACCCUAAUCAAUGCGUUCCCAGUAUCAGUAAGCGAGGCAAACCAAGAUGGUCAAGGAGUCUCAAUCAUCAAGGUGGCUGAGACUGAAGCCCAACAGCUUGCUUUGCUAGCCAAUGCACUGGUUCUAGCUGACGAGCUUCUCCCUCGUGCUGCUGCAAAGUUGCUACCCUUUAACCAAACUAACAGAAAUGAAGAACCUUCUAGAAAAGACUUAGAUCGACAAAGCCGUGUAGCAGAGCAAAGAGACUGGAAAAAGAGGCUCCAAAAAUCAGUUGACAGGUUAAGAGAUAGCUUCUGCAGACAGCAUGCCCUUGAACUCAUCUUUACUGAUGAUGGUGAAGUCCGUCUUACAUCACAGUUAUAUACUAGAUUGGAUGGCUAUGCCCAGGAGCCUGAAUGGUUCCCUUCUUCGAUAUUUCAGGAAUUAUACAUGAGGUUGAGUCAGAUAGCUGCACUUGCAUCAGAGAUGUUUAUAGGAAGGGAAAGAUUCGCGACAUUACUGCUAAUAAGACUGGCAGAGACAGUUAUUUUGUGGAUUUCUGAUGAUCAAACUUUUUGGGAAGAAAUUGAGCAGGGGACAAAGCCUUUGGGUCCUUUUGGCCUUCAGCAGUUUUACUUAGAUAUGGAGUUUGUCAUGCUGUUCGCAUCCCAAGGCCGUUUCUUAUCUCGAAAUCUUCAACAAGUAGCUAAAAACAUCAUUGCUAGAGCUAUUGAUGCAGUUUCUGCUACUGGGAUUGAUCCUUAUAGUACAUUGCCAGAGGAUGAAUGGUUUGCGGAAGUAGCACAGAUAGCAGUAAAAAUGUUAGAAGGAAAGGCUACUUUUGGAAAUGAAGAGCGGGAAGUUGUUAGCCCCACAGCAUCCAUGUCCUGAAGUUCAAUAUGAUGGAAUUUAUAUGAUGGAUUGAAACGAAACCAACAUAGUAAUUUAUCAUUAAAAUAAUUUUUUUCCCCUAAAAGCUUACUUUUUU